ACAGUGUGGAAGGGGAAAGUGUCUGCGGAAGAGUGUGUGACAGAGAGAAUGUAAGAAGAUGAGAGUUGACAUUUGAGUAGAGUGGAUGGUGUCUUUGACUCGUGUGGCCACAUGGAUUCACACUAUGAGCGUUGUACAGCAAUAGAUAUAACCCAAACGGCGAACAUAUCUGCAUAAUUGAUCCAAGAAGAUUCUGAGUCUGGACCGGGCAAUUUCAGCUGAAGGGUUAGACCAUGUAGUCGGUAUUUCCCAGAGAACCUCGACUGACUGAACUGCUGGAUAAACAUUCUGGACUUACAGGAUCUAAAAGUCUUCCUAUUAGAGAGAAUAACCCACUUUAUCCUAGCAUAACUACAACCCACAGUACUGAGUCUGGAUAUUUGCGAUUGAUAAGUCACUGUGAUCUCUCAGCAGAAAGGUGAGUGUGCCUGCCUGGCUAGCUUGAGAAAAGAGAUUUCCCUUGUGUUUUUCAUACGUUAUGUCUCAUUCAUCAACACAGAAAUAGAGUAUCAGAAAGUCCCCACCAAGUCUGUAAACACUGCAAAAAGAGGGGAGUGCAGAGGUGGCAACAGAAUAAUGUACCCAGAGCCCACCCACUCACAUGGGGUAACAAUAGCCCCUUAAAACACCUGAGCAUCGGAAUAUCCUGCCGCAUGUUCAUCAAAGACGCUGGAAGUUUCAAGACGCUGGAAUGAGAAAGACUCCAGGCUGGAUUUGAACCCUGGAUCUCACAAUCACAUCUUUUGCAGCAGGGACUUUUUGUGGGACUGGCUUGGGCUUGAGCUAAACUUUUCAACUGUUUGGACAUUAAACUCCACAUCAUCCUCUAAUUUGCUACUACUACAGUAGACCAUCCUAGUCCAUCUUUACCUCUUGAAGACUGCAGAAUAUUUUUUUCUUCCCCUACACUCACCCAGUUAUGGAUUCACAGGGUGGUCCAUACCUCAACAAGAGGGCCCUCUGCUCACCUCUGGGUGCUGCCCGCCUCUGUCAGUUGGCCAUGGGCUGUGCUGUGAUUGCCAUGGUAGCCCACAGUGCCGGCUACAGUGGUUCACAGGGCGUGUUCUGUAUGGCGGCAUGGUGCUUCUGCUUCGCCAUGACAGUUGUGGUGUUUUUCCUGGACGCCACUCGUCUCUACAGCUGCCUGCCCAUAUCCUGGGACAACCUUACCGUCACGUGUGCUGCCUUCGCAACGCUCAUGUAUGUGACAGCCUCUGUGGUUUACCCGCUCUUCUUUGUCCGAUCUGAGUGCCCCUACGCCGGCUGUGAUGUCAGAAAUUUCCGCAUCGCUGUGACCGUCUGCUCCAUCCUGGGUGCUCUGGCCUAUGGGGCUGAAGUGGCCUUGUGCCGAGCCAGGCCAGGCCAGGCUGUGGUGGGCUACAUGGCCACCGUCUCUGGCCUCCUCAAAGUCGUUCAGGGCUUUGUGGCCUGCAUCAUCUUUGGAGCUCUGGCCAACGGGAGCGAGUAUUCCCGCUAUGCCGCCACAAUCUUCUGUGUUGUCGUCUAUGCUUUCUGCUUUGCUCUGACUGCGCUGGUGGUCGUCAUGACAGUGUGUGGGCGGACCAAGGCUGUGCGCUGCUUGCCCUUUGACCGCUUCGUGGUGGUGUGCACCCUUCUGGAAGUUCUGCUCUACCUGAGCGCAUCAGUGGUGUGGCCAGUGUUCUGCUUUGACACAAAAUAUGGCUCUCCAUGGAGACCGUCGUCAUGCCCUCAGGGGAGGUGUCCGUGGGACAGCAAGGUUGUGGUGGCGGUGUUCUCCUUCGUCAACUUUGGACUGUAUGUGGCGGACCUCAUCUACUCCCAGAGGAUACGAUUCGUCUCCUCCCAUGUGCACACUAACUCACGAAUGUAGCACCAUAUCACCAUUUUACUAUUAUAUUGGCUUAACAGGUUUAAGUUAUUAAUCUGCUUCAUUUGUUUUAUUUUGUUUAUGUAUUGUUUUAAAUAUUUAAAGACACAGAAAAUAUUGAGGGGAAGAGGGAUCCCAGGCCCAGGACAUCCCUGGUGUUGCACAUGGUCUAACACUGAGGUGUCCAGACACCCCAGUUUCCAUGUGAAAGCAGUGUGGAAUGUGAACAAGGAAUUUUUCCUCUACGUCGCCUCCGCCACACCCCUCUGAGGUGACACCCCAUCUCUUUAACUCACCCUUUUUGCCCUCUGAGAGAUUUCGGGAGAACAGCCAGCCUCACCCAAGCAGCCAGGGCUUAGCCUACUGGUUAUGUCCUGCCAAAUCCUCAUAAACCAAGACACUCCCACUGUUCUUGACCUGCGACACACACUCACAC
Perca flavescens (yellow perch) is the source of this 2285-nucleotide messenger RNA. RefSeq names its product myeloid-associated differentiation marker-like protein 2. NCBI's taxonomy places the organism in Eukaryota, Metazoa, Chordata, Actinopteri, Perciformes, Percidae. The coding region runs from base 920 to 1852 and encodes 310 amino acids. The transcript is spliced from 2 exons. The record is from RefSeq and is a predicted model, not a curated record. Gene Ontology annotation, cellular component: membrane.